AUUUGUUGUUAUUUUGAAAUACAAUUAAAUUGUUGUCAUAUUUAUAUGGAUAUGAAUUGAAUGAACAUUUCAUACAAAUUAUAAUUGAGUUCAAAAUCAUAUCAAACAAUGGAUUCAAAGAAAGAGAAAUACAAAUCAUUACCACAAGAAGUGCUAUCAGUUGGCCAUCGGAUCGGUUUGAAGCAAAGCAGUGACACUGAUAUCAUCGACUCGUUUGUGAACCAAGUUUUGCCCAAAAGUGUCACUGAAGGCGACCUCCGGUUUACGACAUAUCUGUUGAAUGAAAACCGGAAGACAACUGAAACGAAGAAAGAGUGGAAACGCCGAAAGAAAUGCAAAUUUGGUCUCAAAUUGACGGCAAAAGAGAGGAAAAGUUUGUUUGAUUUGAGUAAAAAUGAUGUCAAAUACGAGACGUUUGACAAAAUCAAUCAUUUGUGGCAUAAAUACAUGGAUUCCGUGAUGAAUGAGAUCAAGUCGAAGAGUGAUGAAAUCAAACUGAUUAGAGCCGACUUCCACGGCUCCUUCUUCGUGGUGUCCGCCGCUAAGAACCCGACAUUAGUUGGCGUUAAGGGAUAUGUCGUCAAUGAAACGAAAAACACGUUCAAAAUCGUCAAUAAAGACAAUCGACUUCUGACGGUUCCCAAAGACGGCACAGUCUUGGCCUUCGAGCACAACCAACGGAUAUAUAAACUGAACGGAUAUAACCUUAAGAUGAGUUCACACCACAGAUCAAAGACUAAACCGAAAUUAAAAAUAAAUGAAGUGUUUGUCGACAUGUGA
This is a messenger RNA of Oppiella nova, 780 nucleotides long. Lineage: Eukaryota; Metazoa; Arthropoda; Arachnida; Sarcoptiformes; Oppiidae. The record is from the annotation of a GenBank genome assembly.